Molecule: messenger RNA, 498 nt
Organism: Mesorhabditis belari
Lineage: Eukaryota; Metazoa; Nematoda; Chromadorea; Rhabditida; Rhabditidae
Source: the annotation of a GenBank genome assembly
AUGUUAUUACAGGCUAAUGGUGGCGACUCUUGGUUUGACCUUCCUUCUGUGGCCCUAUGCGUCGAAUUUACCGAUGUCAUGAAGUUUGCCGAUUUUGUAACCAAAAUCGGAAAUCUUGCGCAUUACCAACAGUUGGUUCUACCUCGUGACGACUCGGAAUCGGAUGAACAAAUCCUCACGAUGAAUCCAAUGUACAGCGUUCUUGUGGACUACACUCGAGUGGAUGUGACUCAAGGAUAUAUCGAGAUUGCUGUGGACGGCAAGACCCUACGCUUCACUCAAAAUGCACCACGGCGUUACACAACAAGGCAGAACAAAUGUCCCAAAUUGUCUAAAGACAAAACUGCCGCCAUCUUUAUUCCAGGCGUAAUCCUUCAGGGAAAGCGUCAAGCCGCGCAGCAAUAUGACGACGUUUGUGAUGUGGACUUGUACAUCGAAAUUGAGGAUGCUGAUCUUGUUAUGCCCCCUAUUAAGUUGCCCGUCUUCAUUUCAUCAAGA